Molecule: messenger RNA, 4219 nt
Organism: Spinacia oleracea (spinach)
Lineage: Eukaryota; Viridiplantae; Streptophyta; Magnoliopsida; Caryophyllales; Amaranthaceae
Product: probable ubiquitin-conjugating enzyme E2 23
Exons: 9
Coding region: 236-3628 (1130 amino acids)
Molecular function (GO): ubiquitin conjugating enzyme activity
Source: RefSeq, a predicted model, not a curated record
UAAGGAGAACAAUGUCGAGCUCCUCCUCAAGUCAUUCCAAUUUCCCGACUUCCAUAUAAAAAGCUCCCCCUCUCAUCCUACCAUGUCUCUCUCUCUCCUCUUCUCUCAAUAUGUACCAGCGAUCAAAUUUUUGAACCUUUUGAACAGCCGUUCAUUUCAACGUUUUUUAUUUUAUUUUUAUUGCAACCCUUUUUACCUUCUCUUUUGAUUAUCGUAAUAAUCUUCCGAUUAUAAGAUGGCAACCGAUCAACAUGAUGCUUCAAUUUCUAUUGAAGGCAGCACAAGUGUAGGUGGAGAUUCUUUUUCAACUGGGGGUGAUAAUAUGGAAGGUAGUUCUAAUCUUGAAGCAAAGAGUGAUGGUAAUCUGCUUAUAGAUAAACUACCGAGUGAGAAACAUAUUUAUAGACAAGAUAUUGUGAGGCGUAUUGAUGGGAGUAUGAUUGGGGUUGUGACUGAAGUAGCGGGUGAUUCAGACUCAGAAAGUGAUAUCAGUGAUGAUGAGGAUGACUCGGAUGAAGAGGGAGGCGAGGAGGAGGGGCAAGAAGGGGAGGGAAAGGAGGAGGAUGGUAAUGUUGAGAAUGGUGGAGAUAGUGAGGAUGGUAAUGAGAGCAGUGAUGAUGAUAGAAGUGCUGGUAAUAAUAAAAGAGACCCACUUACUGCAGACCAGGUCCGUGUGCUGUGGAUGGAUGACUCAGAGAAUAUGCAUCAUCGGAAUGAACUGACAGUUGUAGAUAGGGGUUUCUUACAUGGGGAUUAUGUAGCCUCUGCCUUAGACCCCACUGGGCAAGUAGGCCUAGUGGUGGAUGUAAAUAUAAUUGUUGAUUUACUAUCUGCUGAUGGAACUGUUGUGAAAGAUGUGUCUGCCAGGGAUUUGAAGCGUGUGAGGGAUAUUGUUGUUGGUGACUACGUAGUUUCUGGUCCAUGGCUUGGUAGAGUUGACGAUGUUCUUGAUAAUGUGACUGUUUUAUUUAACGAUGGUGCUAUCUGUAAAAUAUCAGGGGCUGAGCCAUUGCAGCUUAGACCAAUUGCAAAGAACUUGCUUGAGGAUGGGCACUGUCCAUAUCAUCCUGGCCAGCGAGUUAGGGCAAGCUCCUCCUCAGUUUUCAAGAAUGCUCGGUGGUUAUCUGGAGCAUGGAAAGCAAGCCGGCUUGAGGGAACUGUCAUAAAGAUCACAGUUGGAUCAGUAUAUGUUCAUUGGAUAGCUUCUGCUGGUUAUGGACCUGAUUCUUCCACUUCUCCAGCAGAAGAGCAGUAUCCGAAGAACUUAAAAUUGCUAUCUUGUUUUACUCAUGCUAAUUGGCAGCUGGGUGACUGGUGUUUUCAUCCAACCUUUACAUUGUCUUCCUCUAUUCCUUUGGAUAAAGGUUUAUCCAAGUUGCGACUUCAUGAAUCUGAAUCUGGUCACAUAGAGUGUGAUGUAGAUGACGUUAUACCAGAGGAAUCAAAUGUGCAUGUUGAAUUGAUGGAUCUUGAUGGGGCAGGCACGUCAGAGAGUGUUGAUGGAAAUGCUCAAAACAACGUUUCUCCAAAAUCAAGUUCGUGUGGUAGUUCGUUGUCCACAUCAAAGGACACUGCCCAUGAAAGUUGGCAAAUUCAACGAAAGAAACUUCGUAAAGUUGUGGUUAAGAGGGAUAAGAAAGCACGGAAAAAGGAAGAGAACUUUGAAAGAGCUCUUUUGAUUGUUAAUACUAGGACAAGAGCAGAUGUUGCGUGGCAAGAUGGAUCUGUACAACAGGGAAUAGACUCCGCAUUGUUGAUUCCAAUUGAAAGCCCAGGUGAUCACGACUUUGUUGCUGAACAAUAUGUGGUAGAGAAAGCUGCUGAUGAUGGUGAAGAGACCUCUGAAGUAAGACGCAUGGGGGUUGUCAAAAGUGUUGAUGCUAAGGAGAAAACAGCUUGUGUGAAAUGGUUAAAACAGGUUGCUCGACCAGAAGAACCUCGGGAAUUUGAGAACGAAGAAGUUGUCAGUGUUUAUGAACUUGAAGGCCAUCCUGAUUUUGAUUAUUGUUAUGGGGAUGUAGUUGUUCGCUUAUCCCCAGUUUUCAUGGGAGUGGAGGCGGUGUCUUCUGACCCUAGAGAGUCCGAAACACUUGCUAACGAUAAAGAAGGCAAUGCACCUGAUGAGACAGCUAGUAAUGAACUCACAAAUCUAUCCUGGGUUGGAAAUAUCACUGGCCUAAAAAAUGGUGAUAUUGAAGUAACGUGGGCUGAUGGAAUGAUUUCUACGGUUGGCCCUCAAGCGGUGUAUGUUGUUGGUCGAGACGACGAUGAAUCUAUUGGUGCUGGGAGUGAAAUUGGGGAUGAUGCUGCUAGCUGGGAAACAGUGGAGGAUGAUGAUAGGGAUGCCCUUGAUGAUUCACAGAAGGAACCAUCUCCCGAAGGCAAUCCUGAUGCAGGACACGAUAUUGUAGUUGCAGAACAAGGUUCGGGAAUUAAUGGACCAUUGGCUUUUCCUCUUGCCGCUAUUGGGUUUGUUACCAGAUUUGCAUCUGGUAUAUUCUCUAGGGGACGCAGUGAUGUGGAUUCAUUUAGCUCAGACGGCUCUGUGGAUACCAGCGUGCAACCAGAGGACAAAAUACAUGUAUCUGAUGAAAGAGCAUCUAGCAAUGUUUCUGACUCUCAAGAUCCUUGUGUUAUUGACGUUGGCAGUGGACAAACUAGUCCGAAUAAAGGCGAGGAAUCUGCUGAAGUUGAGUCUGCAGAAUUGUCAGAUAUGGCUGAAGCCUCGGGAAAUCUAACGCACGAUGAACAAUAUGCUGCACUUGGCACGGAUGGAAAUGCCUGCGGUUUUAAGCGCUUUGAUACUGCCAAAGAUCCGUUGGAUCAUUUUUUCCUUGGUGCCAACGUACAGAGCAACAGUGAAAGAAAGUGGCUCAAGAAGGUGCAGCGAGAUUGGAAUAUUCUUCAGAACAACCUUCCAGAGGGUAUUUAUGUACGAGUAUACGAGGACCGAAUGGAUCUGCUAAGAGCAGUGAUUGUUGGGGCAUAUGGAACACCCUACCAAGAUGGUCUCUUCUUCUUUGAUUUUCACCUUCCUCCAGAGUAUCCGGAUGUUCCACCGUCUGCUCAUUAUCAUUCUGGUGGCUGGCGCUUAAACCCCAAUCUAUACGAAGAAGGCAAGGUGUGCCUUAGUCUGCUGAAUACCUGGACAGGAAGAGGAAACGAAGUCUGGGAUCCCCAAUCCUCAAGCAUCCUUCAAGUUUUGGUUUCACUCCAAGGAUUAGUUUUGAACUCGAAGCCAUAUUUUAAUGAAGCUGGAUAUGAUAAGCAAAUUGGGACAGCUGAAGGGGAGAAGAACUCAUUAUCCUACAAUGAGAAUACCUUUUUGCUUAAUUGCAAAACAAUAAUGUAUCUUAUACGGAAGCCUCCGAAGGAUUUUGAAGAACUCGUAGAAGAACAUUUCGGGCAGCGUGGGUAUUAUAUCCUGAAAGCCUGUGACACAUACAUGAAAGGUUAUUUGAUUGGUUCUCUAGCAAAAGAUGGUUCAAUGACGGAAAAGACUGAAGCUAAUGCCACAUCUGUUGGUUUCAAGCUGAUGCUGGCUAAGAUUGUGCCCAAGCUUAUCUCAAGUUUGAAUGAAAUAGGAGCUGAUUGUGAUGAGUUCAAACACCUACUACAGUCGUCAUAGUUGCAUUUAAAGAUUCCAUACUGUCAAAUGUUAAAUCCUGCUAACAGCUCGAGUUUUUUUGGAGCAAAUCUACGAGUCAAUUCGUGUGAGUUCUUCAAAAUGUGCAGGAUUAAAUUCUGAAGGUCUCGUGCUAACUUUUGCCUAACGACAUACCUUGAUUCUUUUGUUUUGGAAAAACAGGGAGAUGGGUAGAAUCACUUGUCUCUUUUGCUUAUUGGUUAGAAUUCACAAAUGCCCAGCGCUUCGUUGAAUUAAAAAAGCAUCCUAAAACCCUAUUUCUUUUUGUUUUGUUAAGGGGUGGAUCAUACCUUUUAUUUUAUUUUAAUUUUAAUACUGUUAAUAAACUUGGAAAGCAGUUUGCCAAAGAAGUGUUCUGUUUCUGUGUGUUGAACUUGCUCGAUGUUGUACUGGAAAACCAAAAACAGUGACAAGAAGCAGAAGAGCUAAAAUUUGUGUAUACCACUGAAAGCUUGCCGGUGCAGACUUUAUGCGGGAUCUUACAAAUUUUAUCAUGUAUUCGGACGCUCAAUGUUGUAAAACCAGCUCAUUUUAUCUUAAUUGAAAAACUUAGCUACUUCAAAUUUUUCCUUU